AAUUGCUCCCACCUGACAUGCGUGGAGAAAAGCAAUGAAAAGCAAGGAAGAAAAGUCAAAGUGAAGCUAAAAAAAAGAUAGUGCUGGUUCUCUGCAAUUUAAUAGUUCCUAUUCUAAUGGCCUAUUGCUACUGUCUGGCUCUGUGCGGCGGCUCUCCUCCCGGAGAGGAAGAAGCCUCUCCAUGACUCCCCAGGCCAUUUUAGCCCUCAACUUUUGGUCGCCAAUCCUCAAUAACGUCCAAUGGUUGAGCCCGUGUUUUGAUGGAGGACUCCAAAGUAAAUAUAGCCUGUGCCGUAUUUUCAAAUAGUUAUAAGGAACAAAGUGGCGUGCAUGCACAUAUUACGAACUGCACAUGAAUUCCACUCUGCACGCAUUACUCUAUACCGGAGAACACCAGGACAAGGGCAGGAAGUCUACAUCCCUCUCCUAGUCGUCAGCAAUCAAGCGGAUGAAAAUCCACUUUCUUACUUACUCUCCACCAAUUAGUACUGCCAUGGAUGACUUGAGAAGAGCACCCGCUGACAACAUCAAUGGAACAGAUGAUGAUGGGCGGCCAAAACGAACAGGAACAUUUUAUACCGCGAGUGCUCAUAUUAUCACUACCGUAAUUGGUUCAGGGGUGUUGUCAUUGCCGUGGGCGAUCUCUCAAUUAGGUUGGAUUGCAGGACCUAUGGCUCUGAUUAGCUUUUCUCUAAUCACAUUGUUUGCAUCAACUAUUCUGGCAGAUUUUUAUCGAUUCCCAGAUCCAGUAUCGGGCAGAAGAAACUAUACUUACAUGGAUGUUGUCAAAGUAAAUCUUGGCGGAAGAUCUAACAAACUCAGUGGAAUUGCUCAGUAUGGCAAUCUUGUUGGAUUUACUAUUGGUUACAUCAUCACAUCGGCCAACAGUAUGGUGGCUAUCAAAAGAUCAUAUUGCUUUCACAAGCAUGGUCAUUCUUUUGGUUGUCAUACGCCAAUUAAUCUCUUCAUCAUCAUUUUCGGGGUUAUACAAAUAUUUUUAAGUCAAAUUCCAAAUAUUCAAGAGUUGUCGAUGCUGUCCCUACUCACAACAGUGAUGUGUUGUUGCCAUGCUUCCAUUGGCCUCGGACUCUCAAUAGCUAAAGUUGCAGGACGACCACAUGUUAAGACUAGCUUGACCGGAGUGUUCAUUGAUGGAGAUAAGUCAAAUACCAACAACUUAUGGACCGCAUUUACAGCCCUUGGGAACUUAGCAUUUGCUUAUGGUUUUUCAGAAGUGCUUAUUGAAAUUCAGGACACUCUAGGGUCAUCCAAACGUGAGAAUAGAGUAAUGAAACAAGCUUCCCUGGCUGGAAUUUCUAUAUCCACCUUAUUUUAUAUGUCAUGUGGGUUGCUGGGAUAUGCAGCAUUUGGUGAUACAGCACCAGGCAAUAUAUUAGCUGGAUUUGGUUUCUUUGAGCCAUUUUGGCUCAUCGACCUCGCUAAUAUUUUUGUUGUGAUUCAUCUCACAGGAGCUUACCAGAUAUGUGGUCAACCAGUCUUUGGUUUUGUGGAAAGUUUUACAAGGCAUAGAUGGCCGAAUACCGUAUUGGUUAACCAUGAAUAUGCCAUUAAAAUGCCUGGUUACGGUGUUUAUAGAGCCACCCUCUUCCGGAUGAUUUGGAGAACGACGUAUGUCAUAAUAACCACGGUCAUAGCUAUGAUGUUUCCAUUUUUCAAUGAUAUCGUGGGACUAACUGGAGCUCUCUCAUUCUGGCCGCUGACAGUAUAUUUUCCUAUCAAGAUGCGUAUUAAAAGGAAAAAAAUACCCAUUUUCUCGUUCAAGUGGGUGUGGAUGCAAACUCUCAGUAUGUGCUGUCUGCUAACCUCAAUAGCAGCAGCGAUCGGAUCUGUUCAAGGUAUUGUCAAGUCCUUGCAAACUUUCAAGAUUUUCAAAUCAAUAGCCUGACGUGGUCACUAAAGUAUGAAUAUACUAAUCUAUUAUGGUGUAAAAAACAGAAGUAUAUAUGUCACUGCUGAAUUUGUUUCUUGUACUUGUGUCUCUUCAUAAUUUUGGUAUGCUUGUAUCUUUAGUGUUGUAAGCACUAUUACUAUAUAAAUACAUGAAAUAAUAAAAUUUGGUGAUGCACAAA
This is a messenger RNA of Coffea arabica (coffee), 2090 nucleotides long. Lineage: Eukaryota; Viridiplantae; Streptophyta; Magnoliopsida; Gentianales; Rubiaceae. The record is from RefSeq and is a predicted model, not a curated record.